Molecule: messenger RNA, 751 nt
Organism: Hemicordylus capensis (graceful crag lizard)
Lineage: Eukaryota; Metazoa; Chordata; Lepidosauria; Squamata; Cordylidae
Product: alpha-1B-glycoprotein-like
Exons: 4
Coding region: 59-751 (230 amino acids)
Source: RefSeq, a predicted model, not a curated record
CUAUGAAGUAUUACUUGUGGAUAAAGACACUGCUUGGAAUUACACAUGUCUGUACUCGAUGUGGCUAUCAGGGCUGGAGAUCUGGUCCCAACAGAGCAAUCUUGUCUCUGUAGCCAUGAGAGAAUCGCCUCCACCUCCAACUCUUUCCCUGAAUCCAUACCAUCCAGUGUACAUCCAAGGGGAAUGGAUCACCCUGACCUGUUCCACUCCUGAGGGCCUGGAGAUUUCAGGAUACACGUUCUCCAAGGAAUUCCAAGGUCAGAGAUCAGAGCACAGCAAAAUAAAGGUUCCCCUUGAAGCCUUCAGUGUAGGUGAAGACACUGCUGGGAAUUACAGCUGCAUGUAUUGGACGCGGCUAUCAGGAAGGGAGGUCCAAUCCGCUUGGAGUAGCCUCAUCUCUGUAACUAUGGCAUAUCCACCUCCUGCCCCGGUGCUGAAAGUGGAUCCUGCAUCCAGAGUGGUGACAGAAGGGGCCUUCCUGGUCUUCACUUGCUUGGCCAAUGGGAACAACACCGGGAGAAAGUUCCAUUUCUACAAGGAUGGGGCUAAUAUCUCAUCCACCACUGAAGGGCUUCAGGGGAGCAAAGGAGAACCAGGAGAUGCCUCCCCAGACUUCACUCUAAGUAUCUUAAAGUCCAAGCCCCACCACACUGGGGAAUUUGCCUGUAGCUAUGAGGAAGAAAUGGAAGGCCGGUGGGUCUCUUCUUCCUGGAGCCCGAUGACAAUCCUCACAGCGCUGGCCCUGAUCUAG